GUUUGGGUCGGGUUAGUUUGAAAUUUUCUUUGGAUCGUCUGAAAAUAGUCUCAGUUUCGGUCAACCCGUUCCUUAUUUUUAGACUUCAAAAAGUUUUAAGAAAAUGGCUUCACUUAAUAAAUGGCAAAAAUUUAUUUAUCAAUUAAAUCAACAACAAAAACGUUUUAAUAUUUUUAAUAAAAAAAUUCAACAAAAUAUUCCUUUUCGAUUUUAUUUUGCGUCUUCUUUUUCUCGUCUACUUCCAAUAAAAUUUAAAUUAUUUUCUUUUAUUUUGUUUACAAGAUUUGCAGUAAUUCAACCAAUAAUGAGAAUAAAUGAUGAUCCAGAUGAAGAACAAAUUAGAAUGUCUAAAAGAUUAAAAAGGUUUAGAAAAUUUGCUUCAAUUGAAUAUGCAGGGGUAUUUUUUAAAUUUAAGUAAUUUUUAGGCAGUUCUGAAGAUGAUUUAUUGAGUUUUUCCAUUUUGAAAGUAAACCCCCUUUUUUUGGAAAACUGUCCGCUAUGGAGAUGG
This is a messenger RNA of Meloidogyne enterolobii, 508 nucleotides long. The record is from the annotation of a GenBank genome assembly. Lineage: Eukaryota; Metazoa; Nematoda; Chromadorea; Rhabditida; Meloidogynidae.